AUGACAGUCCCGACAUUACUGAAGCCCCUACAGCCCCGCGUCAUCCUCUCUAAUCUCCGAGCGGCAGCCAUCUUGGCUCCAUGGCUCGUGCAUCUGCUGGGCAGUGACCUCGUACUAUCACUUUUGCUGCCCAUAUCUUUCUUUGCGCCUACCUUUGCAUAUCACCUCUCGUCCAAGAUCGCGUUCUGGGUAUGGAUCGGCAUCCAGUCUAUUUUCACCAAAUGGAACAAGGCGCGCAUCACCGUUUCGGGGGACAAGUUACCACAGCAUGAAUCGGCCAUCGUCGUCUGUAACCAUGUCUCGUGGACAGACUUCUAUCUCGUCCAGCAACUGGCUCUCAAGUCCAACAUGCUCGGCUACUGUCGCUACUUCGCAAAGCAGCAGCUGAAGUGGGUGCCAUUUCUGGGCUGGGGUCUGUGGGCCACGGGAAUGCCGCUCAUCUCCCGCAAUUGGGAGCGAGACCAGACAGAGCUACAGCGGGUAUUCCGGGGUCCCAAACAGUAUCGAUGGCCCAUAUGGCUUGUGAGCUACAGCGAGGCUACACGCUUCACUCCGCAGAAAUACCUGGAGACGGUGCAGUGGUGCAAGGAAAAAGGCAAACCGGUCCCGAGAUACACUCUGUUCCCGCGUACCAAAGGCUUUGUCGCGACGGUCAAGGAGCUUCGGCAGUCCAGCAGCAUUCAGGCCGUCUAUGACUUGACAAUCGCCUACGCCCACCAAGGCCAUUUCCUAGAAGCGCCGACGAUGUGGGACUCGCUGUCAAGGCCGAACCUCGAUCGGGACUUCCAGCUGCACGUUCAUGCCGACAGAUUCGACAUCAAAGACUUUGCCGACAAGUCGGACGAUGAGCUCGCGCAAUGGUUGGAGGAUAGAUGGAUGGCCAAGUCGAAGAAGCUCGAGGCUUUGCAAGAGGAGCUAGACACUUCGAAACAGUGGACUGACUCCGUGGACGAGCACGCCACCAAGAAGUCACUAUAG
Messenger RNA from Cyphellophora europaea CBS 101466, 978 nucleotides. RefSeq lists its product as uncharacterized. Gene Ontology annotation, molecular function: 1-acylglycerol-3-phosphate O-acyltransferase activity. The coding region runs from base 1 to 978 and encodes 325 amino acids. Gene Ontology annotation, cellular component: endomembrane system. The record is from RefSeq and is a predicted model, not a curated record. The transcript is spliced from 2 exons. NCBI's taxonomy places the organism in Eukaryota, Fungi, Ascomycota, Eurotiomycetes, Chaetothyriales, Cyphellophoraceae.